This is a messenger RNA of [Torrubiella] hemipterigena, 2594 nucleotides long. The record is from the annotation of a GenBank genome assembly. Lineage: Eukaryota; Fungi; Ascomycota; Sordariomycetes; Hypocreales; Clavicipitaceae.
ACUGGAAUAGACGCUCCGCGGCAGUUGCUCAACCGCCAACUCUGUACCCCGCCAGCUUUGCCCUGACAGCGCACCUCCGCCAGCUGCCCCAACACCUGCGCAAACUCCACCCAAAACCUGACUCUGCUCGCUUUCCACGCUUUCCGUGCAACGCCAUCAACCACGGAACGCCUGGAAAAUCUGCAAAUCAUCUCGCUUAGAUUGCGUUUCCAACGGUGAUUGACAGCGCACCCUCGUACGAUUGAUUGCAUACCUAUCCCGCCACCUGCCACACAUCAUCAUCCCACCACAGGGGCAGCCCAACGGGAGUCCGCAUCCCCCGCGUGGCAAGCAAUGGAGUCUAGCAGCGUUGUUCCCAGGGCCGUAUGUUGAUCCCCGUCUUGUUGGUGUCACAACUGUCGCGUGCGAAAGGUAUGAGUUGCCUGAACCAGGCUGCAGUGGACUGUCUGGGUGACCCCAGCGUCUUGUCUUGCCUCAUGCAGACCAGCCCAGCGAAACUGCAUACACUAACCGCCUUGCAGAUCAAAUGUAAUAGAGAGAUUCCAUGCUCCAAUUGCCUCACAUCCAAUAUAUCAUGCCAGCCGUCUUCUCGCCCCGGCAGAGCGCCGUCUACUGCUCCUCCACCUGCGGCCAGUAACAAUGUACUGCGUGCUCUGCAAGACCGCCUUGAAAAAAUCGAAAAUGCUGUCGUCAGUUUGUCAAUGCAGACUAUCAAGUCGUCCGAGUCCCCGCCCGCGGGAAUCGACCGGAGCAUCCCACAGCAGCAACCCUCGCCGCAAGCGCAAAUUGCCGUCACGCAGAAGAAGCCGUGGACUGAUACCGAUAUUAAUUUCCUCGGCGCAAAUUCCACUUUUGAACAGCAAAGCCUGCACGCUAGUGGUAUCGAGCAGCUUGCCUCCUCUGAUGACCCAACCGUAGCAGAAGUCACGCAACAAAUCAGCCUCCUAAGACAUUCCAUCACAACUGCCGAGCAGCGUAUUGCUGCUCAGCGCCAGUCAUUUCAGCCUGAGCAAAUGCUUCAGAUGGAGACUAUUCCAUCCAGUUUCACCUUACAGAUCAUUCGUGCUGCGUACAAACAUGGGUCGCUUCUCCCUCAAUAUCAUCCCGUCACUGAAUUUGCCGACUUUGAGAGACUCUCUCAGCGCAUAUACUUUCCACUUGAGCCUCUGACAAUCGGUGAGGUUACGUCCUUCCACGGUAUGCUGUCAUUUUUGAUGUGGGAGCUUGGUCAGCAUCCAACAACCGAGCCAAUCGAGGACCUCGAGAUGUACCAGCGCGCAUGCAACUCCAACUUUGAGCUUGGAAUUGAGACAAAUGAGAUUGCCGCUAUUCCGAGCUUCUACAAUGCUACAGCACUGUGUAUGGGGGCACUAAGCGCACAAAUCGCUGGUAACCUUUUGCGCCAGAAUAUUCUUAUAUCCGUUGCCGCUAGGCACUGUCUCAUGCUUGGCUACCACCGCAAACCGAGACCAAACGUCCCACCUGCAGAAGCAGAGAGGCGAAGCCGCCUCUUUUGGCACGUUUACAGCUCAGAAGCCAGUUUAACGUUACGUCUGGGUAGAGCGUCUCUUAUUCCUGAUUUCGAUGUAGACGCACCACGUCUUCCCAUGCCAUCGGUUGAAUCCGAGGUGCCUUGGGCCAAGACACUGGAGCUCUUCAUGAGCUUUUCGAGGCUUCAAUCGCAAAUCUACAGCACGCUGUACUCUCCAGCAUCUACAAUGCUAGAUGCAGAGAGGCGGAAGCAAUAUGUCGACGAUCUGGCAAUGCAAAUGGAUCGAUGGCGACAAAAUUCUUUGCAGAUUGACUUUUCAAAAGCCAAGAGCAGGCAUAUCUAUGAGCUUACCUUUCCGGCAAACGAUGUUAUGUACUAUUCGGUCCUCACUUUGUUAUACAGAGGAAGUACUACCUCCCUGGCUCCCAAAGAGAUCUCACCCCAAUGCUUCCAAGCUGCUCGUAGCGGCUUAGAGGCUCAUUUACACAGCUUCCCAAUCGCCGUAGCCGCUGGGCCAAUGGCGCUUCAUUACUAUGGCAUCUGGAUUCUAACAUACUCUUCAUUCACCCCUUUCAUCAUCACAUUUCUCUACUGCAUUGCAGAAUCAGACCAUGCGUCACUGAAGCUGUUGACCGAUGUGCUCAAGACGCUAGACCAAAUCGCUGCCACCAACGAAGGAGUUCGCGGCCAAUACAACAUUUGCAAAUCGCUCUGUGAGCUUGCGUCAACCUAUCUCAAAUCACAAACGAGCAACGUCAUCAUGACCACGUUUGCCGAAGAACGGACAAUUCAUCUGCCGCUGCAAAUGUCUUUGAACCAGAACUGGAACAACAUUGCUGCAUCGUUCCAGACAUGGGAUCCCACCGAGUUCAAUCGCCAGGGCCUUGCACUCGACGCAAACCUAGAUGGCACGUUAUAGUUUAUAUCUGUCUUGAUACCCUUCUUUUUUAUUUUGUGAGCAUUUACGUAGCCUGGAGUUUAGAGUAGGAGAGAGCCAUGGUCCUAUAUUUCUUUAUCAGUGUGGCCGACUUUUGGAUAGUGUGUAAUAGUUUCUUGUACUUGUAUCACCAAAAUAAUAACAAGCACAAUAUGCAACCCUUUG